Scylla paramamosain (green mud crab) is the source of this 744-nucleotide messenger RNA. Its product is annotated as transcription initiation factor TFIID subunit 1-like. NCBI's taxonomy places the organism in Eukaryota, Metazoa, Arthropoda, Malacostraca, Decapoda, Portunidae. The transcript is spliced from 3 exons. Bases 1 to 744 code for a protein of 247 amino acids. The record is from RefSeq and is a predicted model, not a curated record.
AUGGCUGCGUCAACACAACACAACACAACACGGCACGGCACGGCAAAACACAGAACAGCACAGCACAGCACAGCACAGUAUAGCACAAUACAGCACAAAACAGCACAAUUUAGCACAGCACAACACAGCACAGCACAGCACAGCACAAUACAGCACAAUGCAACACAGCACAGCACAACACAAUACGGCACAGCACAGCGCAGCACAACACAAUACGGUACAACACAGCACAUCACAACACAACACAAUACGCCACAGCACAGCACAGCAGAGCACAACACAAUGCUGCACAGCACAGCACAACACAGCAUAAUACGGCACAGCUCAACACAGCACAACACAAUACAGCACAACACACACAACACAGCACAGCAGAGCACAUCACAUCACAACACAGCACAGCACAGCACAACACAGCAUAACAACACAAUACAGCCCAACACAACACAGCACAACACAACACAAUACAGCACAACACAAUACAGCACAACACAGCACAGCACAGCACAGCAGAAUGCAUUACAACAUAGCACAAUACAGCACAACACACCACAACACAACACAAUACAGCACAACACAACACAGCACAACACAGCACAACACAAGACACUCAAUACAACACAGUACAGCACAGCACAGCACAACACAACACAAUACAGCACAGCACAGCACAACACAACACAAUACAAUACAGCACAGCACAGCACAACACAACACAACCCAACACAACACAACACAACAUAA